AAAAGCAUGCUCCAGAGGGUGAUGCUCCUGAGAAGCAUGCUCCUCAGAGUGAUGCUCUAGAGAGUGAUACUCCAGAAAAGCAUGCUCCAGAGACUGAUGCUCCUGCUUCUCAGAGUGAUGCGCCUAUGAAGGUUACUCCUAAGGGUUAUGCUCCUCAGAGUGAUGCUUCUGAGAAGCAUGCUCCUCAGAGUGAUGCUCCUAUGAAGAUUGUUCCUGAGGGUUAUGCUCCUAUGAAGGUUGCUCCUGAGGGUUAUGCUCCUGAGAGUGAUGCUCCUGAGAAGCAUGCUCCUCAGAGUGAUGCUACUAUGAAGAUUGCUCCUGAGGGUUAUGCUCCUGAGAAAGAUGCUCCUAUAAAGGUUGUUCCUGAGGGUUAUGCUCCUGAGAAAGAUGCUCCUAUGAAGGUUGCUCCUGAGGGUUAUGCUCCUGAGAGUGAUGCUCCUGAGAAGCAUGCUCCUCAGAGUGAUGCUACUAUGAAGAUUGCUCCUGAGGGUUAUGCUCCUGAGAAUGAUGCUCCUAUAAAGGUUGUUCCUGAGGGUUAUGCUCCUGAGAAAGAUGCUCCUAUGAAGGUUGCUCCUGAGGGUUAUGCUCCUGAGAGUGAUGCUCCUGAGAAACAUGCUCCUCAGAGUGAUGCUACUGAGAAUGAUACUACAGAGAAGCAUGCUCCAGAGAGUAAAGCUCCUCAGAGUGAUGCUCCUGAGAAGCAUCCUUCUGAGAUUCAUGCUCCUGAAAAGCAUACUCCAGAUAGUGAUUCUCCUGAGAGUCAUGCUCCUGAGAAGCAUGCUCCUAAGAAGCAUGCACCUGAGAAGCAUGCUCCAGAGAGUGAUGCUGCUGAGAAGCAUCCUUCUGAGAGUGAUGCUCUUAAGAAGCAUGCUCCAGAGAGUGAUGCUGCUGAGAAGCAUCCUUCUGAGAGUGAUGCUCUUAAGAAGCAUGCUCCAGAUAGUGAUGCUGCUGAGAAGCAUCCUCCUGAGAGUGAUGCUCCUGAGAAUCAUGCUCCAGUGAGUGAUGCUCCAAAGAGUCAUGCUCCUGAGAAGCAUGCUCCAGAGAGUGAUGUUCCUGAGAAGCAUGCUCCAGAGAGUGAAGCUCCUGAGAACCAUGCUCCAGAGAAUGAUUCUCCUGAGAGUGAUGCUCCUGAGAAGCAUGCUCCUCAGAGUGAUGCUCCAGAGAGUGAUACUCCAGAAAACUAUGCUCCAGAGACUGAUGCUCCUGCUCCUCAGAGUGAUGUGCCUAUGAAGGUUACUCCUGAGGGUUAUACUCCUAAGAAUGAUGCUCCUGAGAAGCAUGCUCCUGAGAGUUAUGCUCCUGAGAAGCAUGCUCCUAAGAGUGAUGCUACUAUGAAGGUUGCUCCUGAGGGUUAUGCUCCUGAGAAGCAUGCUUCUGAGAGUGAUGCUCCUGAGAAGCAUGCUCCUCAGAAUGAUACUACUGAGAGUGAUACUCCAGAAAAGCAUACUCCAGAGAGUAAUACUCCUGAGAGUGAUGCUCCUGAGAAACAUCCUUCUGAGAAUCAUGCUCCUGAAAAGCAUGUUCCUGAUAGUGAUGCUCCUGAGAGUCAUGCUCCAGAGAGUGAUGUUCCUAAGAAGCAUGCACCUGAGAAGCAUGCUCCAGAGAGUGAUGCUGCUGAGAAGCAUCCUCCUGAGAGUGAUACUCCUGAGAGUGAUGCUCCAGAGAAUGAUGCUCCUAAGAAGCAUGCUCCAGAGAGUGAUGCUCCUGAGAAGCAUGCUCCAGAGAAUGAUGCUCCUGAGAAGCAUGCUCCUGAGAGUGAUGGUCCUGAGAAGCAUGCUCCAGAGAAUGAUUCUCCUGAGAGUGAUGCUUCUGAGAAGCAUGCUCCAAAGAGUGAUGCCCCUGAGAAGCAUGCUAAUGGGAGUGAUACUCCUGAGAAGCAUGCUCCUAUGAAGUUUGCUCCUGAGGGUUAUGGUCCUGAAAAGCAUGCUCCUGUGAAUGAUGCUCCUGUGAAGAAUGAUCUUGACAGUGAUGCUCCUGAGAAAAAUUAUCCUGAGAGUGAUGCUCCCACGAAGGUUGCUCCUAAGGGUUAUGCUCCUGAGAGUGAUGCUCCUGAGAAUCAUGCUCCUGAGAAGCAUGCUCAAGAGAGUGAUACUCCUGAAAAGCAUGCUCCAGAGAGUGAUGUUCCUGGUAGUGAUGCUCCUGAGAGUGAUGCUCCUGAGAAACCUGCUCCUAUUAAGGUUGUUCCUGAGGGUUAUGCUCCUGAAAAGCAUCCUCCUGAGAAUGAUGUUCCUGAGAGUGACGCUCCUAUGAAGGUUCAUCCUCCUGAGAGUGAUGUUCCUGAGAGUGAUGCUCUUGGGAGUGAUGCUCCUGAGAAGCAUCAUCCUGAGAAUGCUCCUGAGAGUGAUGCUCCUGAGAAUCAUACUCUAGAGAGUGAUGCUCCUGAGAAGCAUGCCCCUGAGAGUGAUGCUCCUGAGAAGCAUCCUCCUGAGAAUGAUGCUCCUGAGAAAAAUGCUCCUAUGAAUGUUGCUCCUGAAGGUUAUGUUCCUGAGAGUGAUGCUCCUGAGAGUGAUGAUCUUGAGAAGCAUGCCCCUGAGAGUGAUGCCCCUGAGGAGCAUCCUCCUGAGAAUGAUGCUCCUGGGAAAAAUGCUCCUGAGAGUGAUGCUCCUAUGAAGGUUGAUCCUGAGGGUUAUGCUCCUGAGAGUGAUGCUCCUGAGAAUCAUGCUCCUGGGAGUGAUGCUCCUGAGAAUCAUGCUCCUGGAAGUGAUGCUCCUGGGAGUGAUGCUCCUGAGAAGCAUGCUCCUGGGAGUGAUGCUCCUGAGAAGCAUGCUCUUGAGAGUGAUGCUCCUGAGAGUGAUGCUCUUACGAAGGACGCUCUUGAGAAGGCUUCUUCUAAGAAGAAUGCAUCUAAACAGAAUGUUGCUCCUGGGAAUGAUGCUACUAAUUAUGAUCCAAAGGAUCAUAUUGAAAAGGAUGGUCCUGAGAAAAAAAAUGCUCCACAGGAUGCUCCUGAAGAUGCUCCGGCGAGGGAUGUUCCUGAAGAUUAUCCAAAGAAUGCUUCAGAGAAUCAUGCUCCUGAGUAUGUUCCAAAGAAGGAUGCUGGAGAGAAGGAUGGUCCAGGGAUGACGUCAGAGGACCAUGUUGCCAAGAAGCCCACCCAGUUGAUAUUCCCAUGAGGGCUAUGGAACACUCGUGCCAUGAUGCACAAGGAUGAUUAUAAAGAUCAUUCUUAUUUGUUACGUACUCUCUCUGAGACUUAGUUUAGUGACCGAUUUCCUCAAAACAUACACACACACACAAAAAGAAAGAAAAAAAUGUUUCAUAACACUAAGUGGAACAGAAACAAAAACCGACUGAAAAAAAGUAGAAAAAAGUAAAGUUUUGAGCUUGAGUCGUGUUGCAAGUGUAAACAUUCUCUUUUGCUGGAGUAGGAAAAAAUACACACACACACACACACACACACACACACACACACACACACACACACACACACACACACAUAUAUAUAUAUAUAUAUAUAUAUAUAUAUAUAUAUAUAUAUAUAUAUAUAUAUAUAUAUAUAUAUAUAUAUAUAUAUAUAUAUAUAUAUAUAUAUUGGAAAGUUUUAUAACAGUCACUUGAGUAAACUACUGAAAAAUAUUGUGACCAUUUGGGGCGAACGUGCGUGUACGUAGAUCUACAUAUAUGCUACAGCUUUAAAAAUCGAGGUUAAAGUUUACAUGAAUGCUUGAGUAACAUUACUUCACUUUUGCUUACCAUCGUCGACUUAUCUAUAUGUUAUGGAUUAAAGAUUAACAAUCUACAUCCUAUGAACUGUAUUCCUAGUUUAGACUUUUUUCUUUCUUUUCUCAUACUCUCAACUUCGAUUUGUUCCUAUUCAUUCUAUCGACAUUUUUUUACCAGUCUUGUAUGUUGAUGUGCCGUGGCCCAUGACUCCAUUCUUGUGAAGGUAUUAAUGAAUAAAUCCUCCUAUUCUAUUUAUACACUAUACUGGCCAUUCACGAGCUAUUUCAUAUUACUCAAAUUAAAUUUCUGAUAAAUUUUACAUAUGUCUCUAGUUUUGUGGGCGGUAAAGAUGGAUACACAUCAAAGAAACAUUAAAAGAGAGUCUUUGUGAUCCGACCUCUCCUGUCUGAAAGACAACUACAUAGGCUCUCCAUAUGUUUUAAGAGCUUACAGAUGGCUAUUGAACAGAAUGUAACAAGACAUCAUCUCACCUCUGGCAGGGAAGGUGUCACUGAGAUGUAAGGGUAUAAAGUGUUUCCUCUCCAUACUAGCGUGCUCCAGUGACUUCCUCUCCGCCUACUCGACAUGAAGGCUAUGCUAAUUCUCGUCCUGGCCACCACCACAACCGUCCUCUGCCAGGCCAACAUGUGGUCAAACAUGGUUCAACCUUACCCACCGAUGAAUAACUACGUUACUCCAUUUUCAUCCUCUUUCGGAACAUCGUAUAGCAGACCUUACGGAAAUGCAUACUACAUCUUCGUCUUCUACCCAUACGUCUACAAAGGCACCAAGACAUUCAAUACAGCCAAGACUUCUACUUAACAACUAACAACACCCACCAUGCUCGCCUCUCCGUGUUGGAUGGUAAUGACGUCUGAAACUUAAUAAGACUAAUAAUUGUAGACCAUCGGUAAUAAAAUUCAUCUAAGUAAUGUAA
Molecule: messenger RNA, 4600 nt
Organism: Portunus trituberculatus (swimming crab)
Lineage: Eukaryota; Metazoa; Arthropoda; Malacostraca; Decapoda; Portunidae
Product: fibrous sheath CABYR-binding protein-like
Exons: 3
Coding region: 126-3113 (995 amino acids)
Source: RefSeq, a predicted model, not a curated record